Molecule: messenger RNA, 2514 nt
Organism: Populus nigra (black poplar)
Lineage: Eukaryota; Viridiplantae; Streptophyta; Magnoliopsida; Malpighiales; Salicaceae
Product: flowering time control protein FCA
Exons: 15
Coding region: 101-1624 (507 amino acids)
Cellular component (GO): cytoplasm; nucleus; ribonucleoprotein complex
Molecular function (GO): protein binding; mRNA binding
Source: RefSeq, a predicted model, not a curated record
CUCCAGAGAAAUUAUACAAGUGUGUGAGAGAGGUCUAUGUCUUCGCCUUCCUCUCCUCACCUGUCCUGCCUCAUAGUAUUCUUUGCUUAGGGUUUUGAUCAUGGAAAGACACAGAGGAGACCAUCAACGGCAUCACGAGCUUCAACAUCCCAACUUUAACCAGCACCACCCCGACCAGAACCAAUUCAACAACCACAACCACAGCCAUUAUAAUUACGACUCUAAUCAGCAGAUGAGUGGUGAAGCUAACGAGCCAUUUAGUGGUGGAUUAUUCCGCCCCAAUGGCCGCAAAAGAGGCCGAUUCCAUUCUUCAGAUUACGGUGAUGGUGGUGUUAAUGCAAAGCUUUAUAUCGCACCAAUUCCAAGAACAACGACUGAAGAAAAUAUCCGCUCUUUGUUUGAAGAACAUGGAAGUGUUGUUGAGGUUGUUUUACCCCGGGAUAAGCGGACUGGGCAACAACAAGCAUAUUGUUUUGUGAAAUACGCGACAUUUGAGGAAGCUGACAGGGCUAUUAGGGCUUUGCAUAAUCAGCAUACGAUUCCUGGGGAAGUGGCUCCAUUUAAAGUCAGAUAUGCUGAUGGAGAACGGGAACGCCCAGUUCCCCGUUGUUCCAUGGUAGGGGGAUUUGUGGACAAGCUCUAUGUUGGUUCUAUAAACAAGCUGGCUUCAAAACAGGAAAUUGAGGAGAUAUUUUCUCCAUAUGGUCAUGUGGAAGAUGUCUACAUUGCACGUGAUGAGCUGAAGCAAAGUCGUGGAUGUGCAUUUGUUAAGUUUGCUCACAGAGAUAUGGCACUGGCAGCAAUCAAAGGAUUAAAUGGAACUCUUACCAUGAGAGGGUGUGAUCAGCCAUUGAUUGUUCGUUUUGCAGAUCCCAAAAAACCUAAGACUGGAGAAUUAAGAGGCAGUUUCGCAUUUGGUGGUCCAAAUUUUGGUCCCUGCUCUCAACAACCAAUGAUCAGGCCAGCACCUGGGUGUUUUUUGCCUAACGCUUCAUUUUCUAUGCAACAAACCUCAACAACUGGAGUUCCACAAGCUGUUGCCCAUGCAGCAAAACAGGAAUUUGCAUCUCCUCAUAUCACAGAGCAACCACUUUCUUCAGUAAAGCACUCACCUUCACAGUUGUCUCAGAUGCCAUUACAGCAUAUGCAGGCUACAGAGAAAUGUUUUCAAUCACCUCAACAAGCAAUUUUUGAUACACAUAAACAGACCCAAAUUUUAGAGCAGCAGCAGAAUCAACAGCUUGCCCUGCAGGAGCAUGUUUUCCUGCAGCCAACUUGGACUGGAAACAUUCAACCAGCUAGUCGUAAUUCUGUCACCUCUGCAGUGCCUCCCAGUCCCCAAAUCGUGGAUCCAGGAGAGUGUGAUUGGAGUGAGCAUUCCUGCCCAGAUGGAUACAAGUACUAUUAUAAUUGUAUCACCUGUGAAAGUAGAUGGGAGAAGCCUGUGGAGAUCACCUUAUUUCUGCAACAAUUCCAGGAAGAGAAAAGGCUGCAUGGUUCAAACCAGCAAUCUUCCCUCUCGCCAGUUUGUUCUGCUGAGGAAGUUGAUCAAACACAAAAGGAACUAGAUCGUGUGCAAAUACAAUCAGAAACAAGUCCUGUUAUUGAUCCCUCCUGUGUUUAACAGGAGAUUAGGUUGCUCAAAGUGGCUGUUUGAAGUUAUUUCUUUGGUUUUAUCUAUUCUUCUGAGUUCUGCCUCCCUAAUAUUGUCAGCCUGACAAGUAUUUCCGAUAACAGGAUUUAGCUGUAAGCUUCAUAUUUCAUGCUUGGAAGGUCUUGGAGGCUCUGGAUUUAUGGCCUUAUUCUGUAGAACUGUGGACCUCUGGUAAGCCAAAAUAUACUAGAAAUAUCAGUCAUCUAUGGCAUUUAAUAUUGGACUGUCUCUAAUUUGUGUUCUGGUGUCCUACCAGUUUUGGUAAUAAUAUUUGAAAAGUAAGAGCAUUAAGCUGCAUAUUAUGUUUUUCAGCAUGUCCUUCUAAUUCACUUUUUUUUCCCUGUUUUCUUUUAUUUCUUUUCAUAGAAGAGUAAAAAGUGGAAAGAAAUCUAAUCUCUGCAAAUUGCGCUAGAUUUCUCAUGGCUGUGCAUGUUCCUCUUGCAGAGUAAAUGUAAAAAACAUCUUUGAGGCUAUCAUCUUCCUUUCAUUAUCCAUUCAUUUCUCUUGGACCAUUUGUGGAUGUGCACUUCUGGAAAUCAGGCAUCUUAAGUAGCAUUCCUAGGAGAACUAGUGCAAAGCAUAGAUGGCAUGCAUUUGGGUAUUUGGUGAAUUAUUCUUAGUAAAUCUUCCAGGAAUUACAUAAUUUAGUUGUUUCUUGCUGAGUUUGUGGCCCACGUUGCUGUGAAGGGCUUUGCUACCUGAUAUUCUCUCCCUGACUGCAGCAGUGUGCUCUUUUAAAGCUUCAGUACUGAGUCGGUAGGUGUCAUCAAGAGUAAUGUAAUCUUCAAUAACAUGUAAAUCAAAGUGCCUCUAUAACUGUACACUUUGCUGUAUGAAAUGAUGAGUUGAGUUGAUGGCAA